AUGUUACUUACAUAUAUUGUUGGAAAUGUAGAAUACUACAUAUUUAACACACAGUUAUUAGAUAUUAGGAAUAAUAUUCAUGAAAUCAUCCUCAUAAAGCUUCCAAUAAGGGAUGUCGUGAGAACUAGCAUUUUAUCAAGCAAAUGGAGGUACAAAUGGGCCACACUAACGCAGCUUGCAUUUGAUGACAACUGCUUGACCCUUUGUAAUGAUAGAGCAAUUGUUGAGAACAAUCUUUCUAAUUUUAUUACCUGGUGUUUAUUUCUUCAUGAUGGACCAAUCCACAAGUUCUCUCUAUCUACCUCGUACUUGCAAUGCUCAUAUGAUAUAGAUCAGCGGCUACUUUUCCUCUUGCAGAAAGAUAUUAAAGAUUUGGUUCUUGAAUUAGGAGAAGGUAAGUGGUUUAGGGCGCCAUCUUCUCUUUUCUUUUGUAAAAAAUUGACUCAUUUGGAGCUUCUCAAUCUUCAACAAGUUUUGAUUCCCCCACAUGAUAUUGAAUGCCCCAUUGCAAGCUGUCCUCUUCUUGAGAGUCUAACAUUAUCGUACUUCGAUAGUUUAGAAUUGAUUGUCAGUGCUUCAAAUCUCAAGUACUUGAUUUUGGAAGGUGAAUUUAAGGAUAUAUGUCUUGUGAACACUCCACUUUUGGUAUUAAUAUCUGUUGCUAUGUAUAUGACUGAUGACAUAGCAGAGCAUUUCGAACAAAGCUCAAGCUACAAUUUCGACAAAUUUCUCGGUGGUGUUCCCCAGCUUGAGAAGCUUAUUGGACAUAUAUACUUCACAAAGGUAUCCAUCUCCACUUACUUUUAA
Molecule: messenger RNA, 807 nt
Organism: Olea europaea var. sylvestris
Lineage: Eukaryota; Viridiplantae; Streptophyta; Magnoliopsida; Lamiales; Oleaceae
Product: F-box/FBD/LRR-repeat protein At1g13570-like
Exons: 3
Coding region: 1-807 (268 amino acids)
Source: RefSeq, a predicted model, not a curated record